AAUUAGGGCACAUACAUCUAAAAUCAGUUGUAACAGGAGUCUGUGCAACUAGUGACUGCCAGGACCCUACAGACUGAAGAGUGCAUCACUGGAUCCAGCCUCUUUCUAACAUCUAAUUGUUUUAAAUAUGCCAGAUGCUGCUGGUCACUUACCCUUCUAUUAUGGCAGUAUCUCUCGAGCUGAUGCUGAAGAGUUCCUCAAACUGGCUGGAAUGGUGGAUGGCAUGUUCUUGAUAAGGCAGUGCCUGCGAACUCUUGGAGGUUAUGUACUCUCUAUGGUCUUCAACUUACAAUUCUAUCAUUAUCCUGUGGAGCGACAGCUAAGUGGCACCUAUGCAAUAUUAGGAGGAAAGCCUCACUGUGGACCAGCUGAACUCUGUGAGUACUACUCUAAAGAUGCCGAUGGUUUGUGCUGCAUUCUCCGUCGACCAUGCAAUCGGCCAAGUGGGGUGGAAUGCCAACCUGGAAUAUUUGAUAAUAUACGAGACAAUAUGAUAAGAGAAUAUGUCAGACAGGCCUGGAAACUAGAGGGAGAUGCAUUGGAACAAGCUAUUAUAAGCCAAGCCCCACAGGUGGAAAAGCUCAUUGCUAGCAUUGCUCAUGAAAAGAUGACAUGGUACCAUAGCAACACAAGCAGAGAUGAGGCUGAGCGGAAGUUGUACUCUGGAGCGCAGCCAGAUGGUAAAUUCCUUAUUAGGGAGAGGAAAGAAUCAGGCACUUUUGCCCUCUCAGUAGUGUAUGGAAAAACCAUCUACCAUUAUAAGAUUGAACAUGACAAGUCUGGGAAAUAUUCAAUUCCUGAAGGCACUAAGUUUGAUGCUUUGUGGCAGCUAGUGGAAUAUCUAAAACUGAAAUGUGACGGGGUUAUAACUGCCCUAAGGGAGGCCUGUCCCAAUGGCAGCACAUCAGCUGGUAUAUGUUCUGCACCACCUUCACUUCCUAAAAAUAGACAAGCAUCAAAUCAUUGUGAUGGAUAUACCCCUGAACCUUCCCUCGGUGGUGAGAAAUCACGGAUCUUACCCAUGGAUACCAGUGUAUAUGACAGUCCAUACAGUGACCCUGAGGAAGUGAAAGAACGUAAAGUCUUUCUCAAAAGAGAGCUUCUUUUGAUUGAUGAAGUUGAGUUGGGUGCUGGAAACUUUGCAUUCGUUAAGAAAGGGGUCUACAAGAUGAAAAAGCGACAAAUUGAUGUGGCCAUCAAGAUACUGAAGAUGGAAAAUGAAAAUCAAGCAUUGGUGAAGGAUGAGAUGAUGAAGGAAGCAGAAAUCAUGCAUCAGCUGGACAAUCCAUACAUAGUCAGAAUGAUAGGGGUGUGCCAAGCAGAGUGCCUCAUGCUGGUCAUGGAAAUGGCAUCUGCUGGACCCCUUAACAAGUUCCUAUCAUCAAAGAAGGACGAGGUCCCAGUCAAUAAUAUUGUAGAGCUAAUGCACCAAGUGUCCUUGGGAAUGAAGUAUCUUGAAGAACAUAACUUUGUGCAUCGUGACUUGGCUGCUCGUAAUGUUCUCCUGGUGAAUCAACAUUAUGCAAAGAUCAGUGACUUUGGUCUGUCUAAGGCACUGGCACUAGACGAUAAUUACUAUAAGGCUCGAACAGGUGGCAAGUGGCCAUUGAAGUGGUAUGCUCCCGAGUGCAUACAAUAUAAAAAGUUUUCUUCCAGGAGUGAUGUGUGGAGCUAUGGUAUAACAAUGUGGGAAGCAUUCACCUAUGGACAGAAGCCCUACAAAAAACUCAAGAGUACAGAAGUCCUGGGUUUCAUUCAGAGGAAUGAGCGGUUGCCAUGUCCUACAGACUGUCCUAAAGAAAUGUAUGAGCUCAUGUUAGACUGCUGGACUUUCAAGAUGCAGGAUCGUCCAAGUUUUGAGAAUGUGGAAUCCCGUAUGAGAAUUUUCUACUACAGUGUUGCUGAAAAGACUGAAGGCGCUUCCUCUGCUUCAGCUAAUGAAAAUACAGAAGGCUGAGAAGAUACACUUGAGCAUGUUACAGCACAACAGAAUCUAGUAAAGCAGACUUUCCUCAAAAAUACUGCAGUUGCUUACAAAAAUGGAAACAAGCAAUAAAGUGUGUUUUUAGGACAGCAGAUAUAAAAAUGGCUUGUGGCAUGCUGACAAGUAAGAAUACAGCGUCUGUUGCUCUCACAUGAUAUAAUUACAGUAUAAUGAAUACAAUUAAAGUAUAUACAUUUUU
Molecule: messenger RNA, 2183 nt
Organism: Pseudophryne corroboree (corroboree frog)
Lineage: Eukaryota; Metazoa; Chordata; Amphibia; Anura; Myobatrachidae
Product: tyrosine-protein kinase ZAP-70
Exons: 13
Coding region: 128-1957 (609 amino acids)
Biological process (GO): protein phosphorylation; intracellular signal transduction
Cellular component (GO): cytoplasm
Molecular function (GO): non-membrane spanning protein tyrosine kinase activity; ATP binding
Source: RefSeq, a predicted model, not a curated record